AUGUUUUCACCACGUUCUCAGUUGCGUCUCUUUCGACUGGGAAGGCAAUCAUCACGCAGAUGUUUUGCAAACAGUGCAACUGCAACUGCAACUGCACCUGAAACUAUCAUUGAAGAAGUGGAUGAGUUAACAUAUCCUGACUCACCGCGUGCAGAGCAUCACGACCUGCCCAGUUUUCUGGAAUAUGUAUCACGCAACAAUAUGGACACGAGCAGUACUACAUAUGUGGGAACUCAUUAUGAAUAUACGGUCAAACAAUCUCUAGAGCGAUUGGGAAUGUCCCUCAAGCAGGUUGGUGGAAAAUCAGAUUGUGGAAUUGAUCUACUUGGGACAUGGUCAUUGCCCACCGCGCUCCAGCCUUUGAAAGUCCUCAUACAAUGCAAAGCAUUUGCAGGCAAACUCAGACCCGCGCAAGCUCGAGAGCUAGAAGGGACUUUUGUAGGCGCCCCGCAAGGAUGGAGAACAACUAGUGUAUUAGCAUUUCUAGUUUCGCAGCAAGCAGCUACCAAAGGUGUGAGAGAAACUCUAGGCAGAAGUCGAUGGCCGAUGGGCUAUGUACUCUGCGGAUCGGAUGGAAAGAUCAUGCAGAUGCUGUGGAACCGGAAAGCGGCAGACGAAGGUUUGGGAGGUUUAGAGGUUGAGAUGCAAUAUACUGGUGGUGAUAGAUCAGAUCUCUGUGGGGUAAGAGGGCUGAGAGGGGCUUAUGUAUAUUCUUCUCUUCUUCUCCACAAGAUCCGCUCCGCUUUACGAACGACCAUUCAGCAGCUACCACGAUCUACAACACCUGCUAAACAACCUCCUCGACCGCUGCAAGACACUUUCCAAGCAAUCGCAAUGUGCUAUCAAGUCAUCCGAUUAUUCGAAUGUGGCCACCAUAGCACCUCGCUAGAUGUUCCGUGCAACAAGCCAUCCAAAGAUUGCGGCGGUGUAUUCCUGAGACAAGAGAUUGAAGAUACGAAAGGACUAUGCGAGAGAUGCCAAGAAGCUACUGAGAUGAGAGGAACAGGGACGGAGCCGGAAGAUGAGGGAUAUUGGUCCUGA
Sclerotinia borealis F-4128 is the source of this 1041-nucleotide messenger RNA. The record is from the annotation of a GenBank genome assembly. NCBI's taxonomy places the organism in Eukaryota, Fungi, Ascomycota, Leotiomycetes, Helotiales, Sclerotiniaceae.